CAAAACCAGAUUUCCUACGGAUAUUUUUCAUGGAUGCGAAUAUUUGCAUUUAUUUUUUUUCUUUUUGGUGAUGACAAAGUGUGCUUGUUAAUUUGCCUAUUACAGUAAGGUUUUUUUAGAGAGAGAGAUGGUGUUAGUGUCAGCUCCCUUGUUUUCUGCUUCAACAACUAUAAGCAGCAGCCUCUUCCUCAGAAGGCAGCUCCACCACCUCCACCACCACCACCACUUGCAGUCAACAUUUGCUUCUCCUCAGCUUCCCAUCUCUGUAUUUGUCCAGAGAUUCUGCACUUUAUAUCGUCGGAGAUCCUCCUUAUCAUUUGUAAAAGAUUCAGCAUCUAAAGUUUCAUACGGCCAAGCAGAAGUUGAAGAUAGUACAAAUGACGAGGCCUGUGAGUUGGUCAAUGGAAUGGAGCUUUUCAUAGGAGAGGGAGCUGAUAGCGUCCGUGGUUACCUUCUCAAGGCAGUGAAGAACAACAAUGGAACUGGCAUACUGCUCUUGUCUGACAUAUUCGGGUUUGAAGACUCGUCUACUAGAGAUUUUGCUUAUCGCGUUGCCUGCAAUGGAUACAAUGUUCUAGUGCCGGACUUGUUUCGCGGGAAUCCAUGGACUAAGGACAGGUCCAGGGAUUUACUUGAACAAUGGAUUGCUGGACACAACCUGCAAAGGGUUUUAGAAGACAUUGACACCUGUGCAAAAUGGAUGACUGAUGAAUUUGUAGCCGCAGGAAUUUCAAAGAAGCUUGGUAUAAUUGGCUUUUGCUAUGGAGGCGGACGACUAAUAGACGUGUUAGCCCAAGACGAGGAUGCCUGUUUUGGCACUGGUGUCUCAUUCUACGGCACAAGGUUUGAUCGAUCCAUUGCUGCUAAUGUAAACGUACCUGUGUUGUUUAUAGCAGGCGACGAUGAUCCACUUUGUCCAGUCAGUGGCUUGAAAGAUAUUGAGAAGAGCAUUGGCAAGGGGUCUAGGGUGGUGAUUUACAAUGGAAGAGGUCAUGGAUUCGCUCACCGGCCUGAGUCUCCCGAGGAAGAUGCAGAUGCUGAGCAAGCUUUCAAUAUCUUGAGAAAUUGGCUGUACAAUAGCUUGGUUGCAGACACCUAAAUGGCUGUUUAUUUGUUUAUAUUCUCCCAUCUAUGUAUUAUUUCCAGAAAUGAUGGCUUUCCAUGUUUUCUUUUAAGCUAUAGCAUAUGAAUAGAUGAAGUUUAUGCGGCUUA
Messenger RNA from Cornus florida, 1212 nucleotides. RefSeq lists its product as uncharacterized. NCBI's taxonomy places the organism in Eukaryota, Viridiplantae, Streptophyta, Magnoliopsida, Cornales, Cornaceae. Bases 128 to 1099 code for a protein of 323 amino acids. Gene Ontology annotation, molecular function: hydrolase activity. The record is from RefSeq and is a predicted model, not a curated record. The transcript has 3 exons.